Messenger RNA from Guillardia theta CCMP2712, 660 nucleotides. RefSeq lists its product as hypothetical. Lineage: Eukaryota; Cryptophyceae; Pyrenomonadales; Geminigeraceae. Gene Ontology annotation, molecular function: hydrolase activity. The record is from RefSeq and is a predicted model, not a curated record. The coding region runs from base 263 to 595 and encodes 110 amino acids. Gene Ontology annotation, cellular component: cytoplasm. The transcript is spliced from 2 exons.
GGGAGGGCGAGGAGCAGGAGCAGGGAGGUCGUGCGCCUUUCUCAUGACGACAGCAUGCGUCCUCGGUAGAAAAACUAGAGCAUCUCCUCUCCCCUUCGCCUUCUCUCCUUCCCCCUUCACUCCCCACAGAUCCUUGGCACUGGGGUUGCCUUGGAAGCCGGUAACGUUGGGUGUGCGAGGGAGGGGGGAGGGAAGGAGGCUGUUUUCAGAGGAGGGAAAGGAACCGCCAUCGGACUCAACAAAGGACACGAUCUUUGGUAAGAUGGCUAGAGGAGAGAUCGGAUGCGACAAGGUCUACGAGGAUGACAAGUGCCUCGCCUUCCGCGACAUCAACCCGGUUGCUCCGACGCACAUCCUCGUCAUCCCCAAGCUCAAGAUCUCUCAGCUCUCCAGGGCUGAGCAAGAGGUCGGCAGCGAGCAGGCACAGGAAUGCCUCGGUCACCUCAUGCUCGUGGCAGCGCAGGUCGGGCGCAAGUUUUGUCCUCAAGGGUGUCGGUACGUGAUCAACGACGGCAAGGAAGGAUGUCAGUCCGUCUACCACCUACACAUCCACGUCAUCGGGACCAAGCAGCUCUCAUGGCCCCCAGGCGUGUAGAUGCGACAGGAAGGGAGCAGAGGAAGCAAAGUUAACGAUUUGUAUGUAUACGCCUACGCUACUGC